GGAGGUGCGUGAGCGUGGUCCCUUCUGCGCGUAUCGUAAAUUCAUCUCGCCGGUAGAUGCGGUUAAUAAUUAGCGCCCUGGAUAGGCCUGGAAUUUUUCAAACUAUGUCGGAACAGCUCAUUUCCGAAAACAUAGGUAGGAGCCCGGUGCAGUGGUUUUCUACUUUGUUUUUGAUUCAGCUGAAGAGUCUUUAGUUCAGGCAGUUAACUGCAAUAUGGAACAUACCAUUAAUACCGCAAUUAAUGCUAUAAUCUCAAAUUUCUGUAGUGACCCAUAAAAGGUAAUAGGAAACUGCGAGGGAAGACGGUAAAAGAAAAUGAAAGAAAAAAUAAUAUGCUACACGUAUAAUUCAUCGUGAUUUACUACUAGUGUCUUCUAUAUUUUUUUUUUUAACAGAUUGUAUAAACUCCACCUAGUAACCUCUGUACUUCUUCCUGACGCUCAGCCCCUUGUGAAAUCAUACAGGGAAAAAAAAAUCAUAACCUCAACAGUUAAUUUAGCAGGAGUCCUUUAAAGUAUAUAAUAAAGGAAUUAAAUUUGAUAACUUCUUAGACUUCAGCUUCUUCAGCAAAAGGUUGGAAUUCUACAGUAUAAUGAACAGUAUUAAUUUUUUUAUCAAAUGCUUUUACUUUUUUUUUAAGGUGCUGAAGUCUAAAACUUUUCCACAUUUUACACGCUUGUUAGCUUUUUAGGAUUCUUUAGUUCUUCUUUAAAAUUCUAAAACAUUUGUUCUUCUAUAUUCAUUGCACAGAAAAUGCCCCGAAUGUACACCUCCCCCUGUGACCUAACAGCUACACUUUAAUAAACCUCAGUAGUGACCUUCUGAAGUCCUGCUGCUUCAAAUCAAAUAGGUGGAAUUGACACCUCAAGAGCACAGAUGAUGCAAUUCACUCCACAUCUCCUAGCCUACUCCAUAGUUCACUGUCACUUCAGCCUUUCCGCACUUCCCAGAGUUUCCAGUGCCUUGAUCUAAUCCAUGAUUUCAUCCACGUGGUCUCUAGCCAAACUGCAGAUGUUGCUUUAUGAGAGUUUUGAUGAAAAUGAUGCCACACUGAAUAUUAUAUGCAAUCAUAGGACAUCCUGCCAGCUGUCUUCUCAUAUUGGUUUUGUGUAUGCUGAAAAUGAGGAAGUCACAUCAUCCUACCUCGGUGGAUGGCUUGGCCUCUUGAAUAGUUCAAGACUCUUGGAUGACCACACUUUAUGCAAAAUCUGGAAUCUUCCUGCCUGGACUCCUUUCUGUUUUCUGAGGCCAAGAUGUGAUGUUACGGGGAUCUCCAACACUUGCUGGGGACACCAGAUCAGCUACACUAUUCUGUGCAGUCUGGCAGCUUACUGUGUUGCGUUCAUGUUGGGGAGAGGUCUAAAACGCAAGCUGAGUGACUAUGAGGAGAACAUGGCUGGUCUCUCGAGUGCCUUUGAUUCCAGUCGAAAUCUGCCAUAUCCGCUUAAGAGGCAGUUGGUGCUUAAUAUGUGCCUCACCAAGUUACAGACGUACAAAAUGCUGGUGGAACCGAACUUGCACCGCUCUGUCCUCAUAGCCAACACAGUACGGCAAAUUCAAGAGGAAAUGAGACAAGAGAGUAACCAGCAGCCAAUUAAUGUCUGCCCUGGCAUUACUCCUAGUUCUCACAGCUACACAGGGAUGGAGUCAUCUGGGAUUUCUCUUCAGUUGCCUUCAGGUAUUAGUCAGCAAGAGUCUAACUGUUGCGACUUGCGGUCUGUAGAAGACCCGAUUGAAAAUAGCCUGCUGAUAGUUUCAGAUGAUGAUAUGUCAUCUGCUAUUUCAUCUAUUCUGAAGGAUUUAGACUUUGUAGAAGAUAUAAGUCCGCCUACUUGCCUGGUUCCUACUGGAGAUGACCAGCCAAAGUUUCCAGAAAAUCCCAGUCUAAAACUAGAAGAUGAUAGACAGGAUUUGAAGGGAGCUGAAUGUGUGUUUGGUUCCUUUGAGAUUUCAAAUUCAACUAGUUACUUGAAGGAUUUGGCAAUAGAUGAUAUUUUUGAAGAUAUUGACACUUCGAUGUAUGAUUCAGACUUUUGUUGCCCUCCGCUAAUGCCGCCCAGACCACCAUCUCUUGCUGCAGAAGAACCAUUGAAAACCUUUCCAUCUUGUAAUUCUUCUUCAGCGAGCAACAUUCAGAUGUGUAGAACGGAUCUGAGUGAGUUGGACCACAUCAUGGAAAUUCUUGUUGGAUCCUGAUACUUGUUUUACCCAAAGAUACUUUUUUAACUGCCACUUUCAUUUGGUUUCAGGAUAAAAGCCACUGGAAAAGUUGUAAAGAAUUCUUUAAAACACAAACUAAAAAUAAUUUGUCCAUAGUGGGAUUUUCUAAAUAAUUCCAAAACUUGUAAACCAAAAAAGUGGCAGAUUUUUUUUUAAAAAAAGAAAUAUUUAUUUAUCAGAACUGUGCAAUCAUCUUUUUCCUUCCAGGGUGUGUGUGGAACAAUAGGCACAUACCCUUAUCACCCCUCAUGCCUCUUUCAAUAAACUUUUUUAUGUGCAAUUUUUAAUUUGUCAGAAGAAUUUACAUGCAAAACAAAUUUCAUACGAGAUGAUCUUUUACAAAGCCUCCACUUUAUUUUUAAUAUCAGAGUCUAUGCCAAGUUGGCGUAUGUCAAGUUGCAUAGUUGGAUUGUGUGGAUUGCAGAUGCAUUACUAGAGAUGGGUAUAUUUUAAAAAUGAGACACGCUUUGCUUUCUUUUGGUCAGAAAAGCAGAUCAGGACACUUAUCAACGAAGUCUCUUGCAUUUUCUAAAGCAUUCAGAACUAUUUAUUUUUGUAAAUUUUAUAGUCUUUCUACAUUUUACUACGUUAUUUCAUCAUAGUUCAAAUAUAAUGGAAUUCUAGUUGGAUGUGUUUAGCACUACCUCUGAGCUGAAAUGCUUUAACUCUUUCCAGUGCUUCGUCUAAGACUGCAGAUCUUUUUGUUUCUAUUUUUUUUUUUUUUUCUGGGGGAAAGUACUUCUAACUCAUCAAGCUGAUCCUUUGACAGUGACCUAGCUGAUUUGUGAAAUCAAGGGUAUUCAAUGUUUUAAAAGUUUUAAGUAUUUACAAAUGUAAUUUAUAUGUAGAUUGUGCAAUUUAACAUUUUUCUGUCAGUAUUACGUGCUUAGAUUUUGAAUAAUCUUGGCGUUCUUUAAAUUAAAAUUUACUAUGUACAGGUAGCUUUUUAAUCUGUUUUGGAAAACACUGUCCUUCAACCCUGCUUUCACUACGAAGUUUAAGAUGAUUUUUAUGUGCAAUAUUAUUUAAAAAGGCACACAUUUGUAUACCUGGCAUUGUGGAAAGAAACGCUUCAAACUUAAAACUUCUAGCACCUUUGGAGGAUACUCACGAGAGUCAACACUUCUGUAUCCUUUAAGAAACAAAAGUUGAGAACGCUUCUUGCUGCACCAGUGCUUGCUGCUCCGAGUACUCCUGAGAUGCUCACUGACAGGAGGCGAGUCAGCGCCAGUGGCUAAAAACCGUCCUGGGGGCUCAGGGCUCUGGGGGCUCGGAUGCUGGGCCAGGGCUGGAGCCUGGGUGGGCUUUGGAGGCACCGAGGCGACUGCUGCCACGGGUGCUGCCGGUUGUACGGGGGAAGGAGGGGUGCGUGCCUGUGGCAGGUGUGUACAUAAGUAUAUAUAAGCGCACUCAUUAACCGAAGAUGAGAUUUGCAGUGAGAACUAUUUUUCCGUGAGACAGUUUGGAUACUGUGUUUCAGCUCAAACUGAGGUCUGUACUGAUCCUUGCUGUUGUCUUCUGAACUACACACUUGCACAUUAGUUUUUGGGUUUUUUUUAAUUUUAGUUUUUAAUUAUAAAACUUUUACUCUGUUCUUGAAAGCUGCAGCACCUGUCUUGUAAGAAAAUUCGCAGUUGUAAAAGCUUUGGUUUGUUGGUUUUUUUGGUUUUUUUUUUGGUUGGGUUUUUUUUUUGUUGUUGUUCUGCUGAGACUUUUCACGAAUGGGGCAUAGGCAGAGGAAAAGAAAUGUUGCCUGUGUGUUGCAUCUCACAGAAGCUGAAAUCCUGGCCCUGCUGAAAGGGCCAGGGUGUCACCCAGUAUUUCUAGUCUCGACUGAUGCUGUGGCACACCUACCCUGUGCAAAGAUCUCCCUUUUUUUCUUUUUUUUUUAUUUUGUUUUUAUUUUUUUCCUGUGACUGUUUUGGUUAACAGUUAGCUGCCGAUACAAUUUGGCAUCCCAAACCAAUGGAGAACCAGUUCAGGUCACGUCCUCGCAGCCAUCUGGGUUGUUUAGCAACCGAAGGGUAUAAAUGUAUUUAUAUGCAUAUAUUGUAUUGAUUCUAAUAUAAAACUUCUGAUCUAAAGUAUUUUGAAUUGCUGGAUAAAGGGAUUUGUUUGAAGAGUGUAUAAAUAGUUCUUGAAGAGGUACAGCUUCAGAAUGUACACAGAUUGUGCAUUGUGUAUAGACUACUCUGGCUUUUCCUCAGCCUCUACUUUUAUAUUAAAGAUAUGACUGAAUAAAUCCUUGAAAUACUAAGGGCCUUCUGCACUGUGAUGAAGCAGAGUUGUGGUUAAAAAUGUCUUUAAAUUCAGUGAUGAGGAAUCAAUUAAAAAGACCGCAUCUAAUUUCUUUUUGCAUUUGGAAAUACAGAAUGUUACUAUGCAGUAAAGAUAUUUUGGUAUGAGAAUUGUAUCAUGUAGCAAAUAGUGGAUUUAAGUGUUCACUUACCUUGCAGCCCCUACAGAAAUAUCAGAGAAGACAACUUGCUUUUCAGCGUUUACAUGCUAAAGUUUUCUGUGUCCUUCAGAAAUAGAUUAAAUCGUUGGUAGAUGUUUUAUCACAAUUCAAAAUGCCAUUUCUGUUCAAGUGCUUGCUGCAAAGCUCUGAUUCCUAUGGGUUGCUUGCAUCACAGUGCCAAGACCAUGAACUGGUGUGUCAUGCAGUUCGGUUACGUAUGGAAUUACGUGCAAAGGGAAGCUUACUUUUUAAAUAUGCACAAACUGAUUUGAAAAUCCUUCCGUGUAAAAUGAAGUUAGAGGCUAGUUGUGGUGGACCUAUUUAUUGUAUGUUUGGAAAUAAAAGCCACAGUUUUGCAGUUUAACCA
Molecule: messenger RNA, 5046 nt
Organism: Egretta garzetta (little egret)
Lineage: Eukaryota; Metazoa; Chordata; Aves; Pelecaniformes; Ardeidae
Product: SERTA domain-containing protein 2-like
Exons: 5
Coding region: 977-2197 (406 amino acids)
Cellular component (GO): nucleus
Molecular function (GO): transcription regulator activity
Source: RefSeq, a predicted model, not a curated record